AUGGCACACUGGAAACAAGAAGACGCAAGACCACUCAAUAAGACCGAUUCCUGGCUCACACCGGGCCAUGUCUAUGGUCACUGCCAUAUCUUGAGUUCAGCAUCGGGCCGCGUCUAUUCGCACCAAGAUCGCAGAAGACCAACAAAACUGGCAAGAAAAGACAUUGCUAUGAACGCCAGCUCGGUUCGUCUCUGUGGCAAGAUCAAAAACCACCGCAAAAAGCCACAGUCAUUUCUUCGAUUCAGCCUAUGUCCUAACAGAUCACAACCCCGGACUUGCAACUAUGGUUACUGCCCUGGCGGGUUCAACGAGUUGUUUGACAACAUCAAAGAUGGAGGAUAUCUGGCACCUGCCUAA
Aspergillus fischeri NRRL 181 is the source of this 357-nucleotide messenger RNA. RefSeq lists its product as uncharacterized. The record is from RefSeq and is a predicted model, not a curated record. Bases 1 to 357 code for a protein of 118 amino acids. NCBI's taxonomy places the organism in Eukaryota, Fungi, Ascomycota, Eurotiomycetes, Eurotiales, Aspergillaceae. The transcript is spliced from 3 exons.